CAAAGAUGGCGAAUGUUGUGCUCGAGUUUAAGGCUUCUGCCGGAGACUCGGAGCCGCUUAAUCGCCCAGUCCUCAUUGUUGGCCAGCUCUGUAACCUGCAACAAAUAAACUGGGCUCAGAUCAAAGGGAAACUUCAGCCGGUCGUCAGCAAAGAGAUCUGGCAAGCGGCCUUGAAUGUUGUGAAUCCAAACCCCACUGAUAACUGCCCAUUGUACCUGAACCAUGCAGCAGUGGCAGCCUUGCCUUCCCACGUCAGCAGACACAACAGCCCCUCUUCCGCCCAUUUCCUCACCCGCCUGGUUCGCACCUGCCUCCCUGCCGGCUCCAACCGCUGCAUCCUGGUGGUGUGUGAGCGCUCUGAUGUGUUUGCCUCAGCGUGUGCCAUUGCCCGGGCUUUUCCACUCUUCACACGCCGCUCGGCCUCCACACGCAGGACUGAGAAGAAGCUGGUUACCGUGGAAUUUGUCGUUGUGGGGCAAGACAAUGGCCCUCUGGAGUUAAGCAUGUUAGAGUGUCUCACUCAUGCCACAGACGGUGUGAGACUGGCUGCACGGAUUGUGGACACGCCUUGCAGUGAGAUGAACACAGAUCAUUUCCUCGAGGAAAUCCGGGCUGUGGGGAAUGAUUUGGGUAUUGCUCCAACCAUAAUUCGUGGAGAGGAACUUAAGCAGAAGGGCUUUGGAGGUAUCUAUGGUGUGGGUAAAGCAGCGGAGCACCCUCCAGCCCUGGCUGUUCUCAGCCACGUGCCCUCAGGGGCAACCCAGACGAUUGCCUGGGUGGGCAAGGGCAUUGUGUAUGACACAGGAGGCCUCAGCAUUAAGGGAAAAACUACAAUGCCAGGGAUGAAACGGGACUGUGGUGGGGCGGCGGCCAUUUUGGGAGCGUUCAGAGCUGCAGUGAAACUGGGUUUUAAGGAUAACCUCCAUGCUGUCUUCUGUCUGGCGGAGAACGCUGUGGGGCCGAACGCGACCCGCCCUGACGACAUCCACACACUUUACUCUGGAAAGACAGUAGAAAUCAACAACACUGAUGCAGAGGGUCGGCUGGUCCUGUCAGACGGAGUGGUCUAUGCUAGUAAAGACCUUGCAGCUGACAUUAUCCUGGAUAUGGCCACACUCACAGGGGCCCAGGGCAUCUCUACUGGGAAGUACCAUGCUGCAGUCAUGACAAAUAACGAGCAGUGGGAGGCUGCGUGUGUGCGGGCUGGGCGCAGCAGUGGCGACCUCGCCCACCCCCUGGUCUACUGCCCCGAGCUUCACUUCAGCGAGUUCACGUCAGCCGUGGCAGACAUGAAGAACUCUGUGGCGGAUCGUGAGAAUGCUCAGAGCUCUUGUGCUGGCCUCUUCAUUGGCUCUCACCUGGGCUUUGACUGGCCAGGUGUCUGGGUGCACGUUGACAUAGCGUCACCGGUCCACGCUGGGGAGCGUGCUACAGGUUUUGGUGUGGCUCUGCUCCUGGCACUGUUUGGCCAAGCCUCCGAGGACCCCACUCUGAACAUGGUUUCGCCACUGGGCACUGCUCUUAGUCCAUCAGCAGGGGAGCAGAUGGACAGAGACUGCAAGAGGAGGCGGCUCAUCUGAAGUGUUCACCAUUUCUCCAACACUCUGAGCAACAUGCCGGACAUCUCCUCUAGCCAACGAUCUCACAUUAACCUGUCCUCUUUCACCCUGCACUGAUCAGACCAACGGGAACAGUUUUACCCAACAAUGCCACUAAGUCAAAGUAAAAAUAUUCAUAAUGUUUAAUUGUAUCCGUAAAUAAAUAAAUGGCAUUCGAGGACCAUGUGAAGAGAGUUGUUCAUUUGAUUGUUUAUUAGAAUAAAACUCAUGAGAACAGUU
This is a messenger RNA of Chanos chanos (milkfish), 1838 nucleotides long. It is a transcript of the gene npepl1, whose product is annotated as aminopeptidase like 1. The transcript is spliced from 12 exons. NCBI's taxonomy places the organism in Eukaryota, Metazoa, Chordata, Actinopteri, Gonorynchiformes, Chanidae. Gene Ontology annotation, cellular component: cytoplasm. The coding region runs from base 6 to 1580 and encodes 524 amino acids. Gene Ontology annotation, molecular function: metalloaminopeptidase activity; manganese ion binding. Gene Ontology annotation, biological process: proteolysis. The record is from RefSeq and is a predicted model, not a curated record.